Molecule: messenger RNA, 3231 nt
Organism: Colletotrichum orchidophilum
Lineage: Eukaryota; Fungi; Ascomycota; Sordariomycetes; Glomerellales; Glomerellaceae
Product: RNB domain-containing protein
Exons: 2
Coding region: 1-3231 (1076 amino acids)
Biological process (GO): mRNA catabolic process
Cellular component (GO): exosome (RNase complex); P-body
Molecular function (GO): 3'-5'-RNA exonuclease activity; RNA binding
Source: RefSeq, a predicted model, not a curated record
AUGUUGAGAAACUCGGGCAGACCGUAUGUGUGCUGGAGAUGUCUUACAUCCAGGACGUCACGGUCACCAGUCACCAGCGGCUUGACCUUUGCCCCAUCCGUCCAGCUGCUAGGGAUAGGCUCACCCGCGGAGUCUAGAAGACCAUACACUGGUGGAAGAUCCAGCUACGGUGGGAACCAUGGCGGGAACUAUGGCCACCAAGGCGGAAGCGGUCGUGGGGGCAAUUAUGGCAGAGGCAGAGGUGGGCCUCGCAAGCCCAUCAACAUAGCCACGGAACAGGAAAUGAAACUUAUCCGUGAAAAGUCGGAUAUCAGAUCGCGGCUCCGGGGCUGGGAGGCUACACACUACGAACCCUCCCGGCGUCUGCUGCAGGACCUGCCCAUGCAGGACACGCCGCUGUUGAACUACCUCACCAGACCGGACCUGCUCCCUGCCUCUAUGGAAUCCAUGGGAGCUCAAGACAGCGAGCUGCACGAAAACGCCAAGAAGAACCGCGGUUUGUUCGAGGACGACGAGCUUCAGGACCUGCGCGGAAGCACCUCGGCGCUCAAACCCGGCGACCUGGUCGAGACGAGGUACAGUAGCGGACGCCUGCCCAUCCUGGCAAUCUGCGUUGGCCGUCACCACAAUGUGCAGUACUUCUACAUGAGCACCGGUGAACUCGUCCCAGAGCGCAACAUUGCUACACUUUUCCUCCUCAAAAAUUUUAUCGAACCCUCUAGGCUCAAGCCACUGGUCGACAUAUUACCCGAAGAACCCGAUACGGAGCGGCGGAACGCGCUCUUCCACAAUCACACGCCGGCCGCGCUCAAGACAGCCGCUCGCUUGCAGGGAGAGUUGAUCAAGUUCUAUCAGGAGUCGGUCUCGUUCUACCAGACCCAGCUCACCCUGGACACCGCGAGCAGUUUCUUGGCCAAGGACGAGCCCCAGUAUCUCAGUCUCGAAGAGCUGGCGGACAAGCUGCUGCCCGACUAUGUGAGAGUCGACGACAAGUUCCUCCCUCACCAGCUGUAUGCCGUGCACACCGCCCUGAACCGCGACGGAUGGGGGUUCCGGCCGCUCAACAUGAAGUGGCACAGGCGCAACUACAUCUACGAGGUCAGGUCCGCCUCCGACCUCAAACUCCUGCGCAAGGUCGAGAACCAGGUCCGCGAAUUGGUGGAGGGCGCAGCGCUGCGUGAAAACCCCGCGCAGUCUCUCUCCCUGCUCCGCCAAAACAGCCUCGGUUCCUUCAUCCUCAAGGCGCGCGGGGUCAUCCAGGCGAGCCGACUGAGGCGAGAGUGGACGCCCCACGGCAUGAUUGGGCCCAGCAACGACAAGGUGGAAAACUUGGCGACGUGGAGCAAGCAGGACAUUGACUACAUCCGGUUCAUUGAGCUCUGGGCGUGUCACCGCAUCAUACCGAAGCCCUCUCAGCUCGAGAGCCUGGGCUCCACCAUUCUCAAGCUGACAGACUGCUACAACGAGUCCGACUGGGUCGCGCACUGGACGGGCUUCAGCUUCCUCCAGGAGAUUGGCUGGAUCCCACCCUGGGACAUUCCAGCUCGCUACGAGUACAAGCUCGCGGGCGCCACGGUCCAGCGGGGCGCCAACAUGGAGACGCCCCUCGUGGACGUCAACGCAUCGCUCCGACCUGAUAUCGCCCAGGGCCACCGGCGCGACUGGGGCCAGACGACAAUCUUUUGCGUCGACUCGGAGCAGACGGCUGACGUGGACGACGGCUUCUCCGUCGAGGCGGCGGAGAAGCCGGGAGAGCACUGGAUCCACGUGCACAUUGCCGACCCGGCCUCCCGCAUCGACCCCAAGUCCGCGCUCGCCCGUCAACUCGAAAAGGCGCCGUCGAGUUUGUACAUGUCCGGAUACCACAAAAAGAUGCUGCCGCGGGACCUCGAGCAGCAGUUCUCGCUGAACCCCGGCCAGCCGACGCUGACGUUCAGCGCCAAGGUCAACGAGCAGGGCGACAUCCUGGACCACAAGGUCGAGCCGGGCACCGUGCAAAACGUCGUGCAUGUCCCCAAGAAUGAGGUCUCGGCCGUCCUGCCCGGCCUGGAGCCGGCGCCCUCCUCCGAGACCUUUGCCGUCGGCCAGCCGCCCCAACCGCCGCGGCCCGUGAAGCACAUCACCGCCGCCGCGGACCUGUCCCAGGAGGACAGGGACGACCUCCUCCGCCUCAACCGCCUCUGCAAAGCGAUCAAGCGCCGCCGCGUCGAAAAGGGACAGCUGCCCCCCUUUGAGAACCGCUUCGGCUCCCCCGAGGUGUCCCUCGACCACAUCGUCGUCCAAGGGAACGCCGAGGACCCGGGCACGUCCAUGGCCUGGCAGGGCGACCCCUUUAUCCGAUUUAACACGCCCACCCGCAGCAAGGCCGACCGCCUCGUCGAGACGCUCAUGCACACCGCCGGCGAAGUCGCCGCAAAGUGGUGCCAGGCCCGCGCCGUCCCCGUCCCCUACAGCACCCAGCCCGACGCCGUCGUCAACGCCCGGGGCCUCGCCGCCUACCGCCGCGAGCACAUUGACCCCCUCGUGGCGCAGGGCAAGCCCAUCCCCGCGGAGCACAUCCACCGGCUCCUCAUCUACGUCGGCAACUCGGAGCUCUCGGCCAGCCCGGCGCCCUUUUACGCCGUCGGCGUCGACGCCUACGCCAAAGCCACCAGCCCCCUCCGCCGCUUCGGCGACCUCGUCGUCCACUGGCAGAUCCACGCUGCCCUCGCCCGCGAGCGCGAGACGGGCCGCUCCCUCGUCGGCGAGACCUCCUCCUCCUCCUCUGACGAUGCCGCCUUCCUCCCCUGGACGCACCGCUCCCUCUCCCACGCGCUACCAAUGCUCCAGGCCCUCCAGCGCCAGAUCAAGCAGGUCGACGACAAGCACGGUCCCACGCAGUGGGUCGCCCAGGCGCUGCUGCGCGCGUGGCGCUUCGGCGAGGCGCCGCUGCCCAAGACGUUCCGGUUCAUCGUCGACGGCGUCUACUCCUUUGGCUUGCGGGGCCGGCUGACGAACUUUUACAACCUGGGCGCGUCCGUGAACCUGGUGAGGCUUGGUUCCUUUGCGAGGCUCGCGGACGUGCAGGUCGACGACGUGAUGGAGGUCGAGAUUGCCGAUAUCAACGUCGUGACUAUGCAGAUCUGGUGCCAGCCCCUGGGACGACGGCGGCCGGAGGGCAAGGAUGAUGCGCCUGUGGGAGAUGUGGCGGAUGCGGUGGCGCAAGGCGGGGAGAUUCCUACGCCUGCUUGA